AUUUUUUCAACAUCUCGAAAAACUAGUUUAGAUAAUAUGUAAACCCAUUCUUUAUAAUUCAUACCUGAGGUAUUUAACGAAUAAGAAAUUCACCUAAUUCAACGGAACCGAAAGAAAAACUAGUUUUUUUUAUUUUGUGGAAGAGUUUUACAGGAAGUUAUAAAUCUGAAAAGUUUGCUAAGAGAGAAUAUAAAGAAAAGAACAGUGGGGGAAAUGGCACAGGGACCACGUAAACUUAAUUAUUUUUUAGCUAUUCAAAUAACAGAUAAAGAGAUCAAACAGAAUAUCAGGACGAUUCAGGAGACAAUACAAGCAAGGGAUGGAAGUCUUUCCUCCAGAAUGGAAUCAAUAGAAACGCUUCACCUGACGCUUGGUCUUUACUAUUUUGAUGACGCGCGGAGUGUUUCAAAGUGUAAGGCUGCCCUGGACAGAUUCCAAACACGGUUGAGGUCAGAAAACUUUGUUCCCCCACGUCUUACUGUUUCAAAGUUAGGACAUUCUAAUGAUAAAGUCUUGUUUGCGGCACUGGACGACAGCGAGGGGCUAGAGGACCUCAAAAUUCUUACGGAUAACGUAAGAGGGUCGCUCUCUAGGGACGGCAUUCGGACCACAGAUGACAGAUUUUCACCACAUGUCACCAUUUGCAAGAUUCCCAAACGCAACUCGCAGACAAUUGAUCCCUCAUGCUAUGAUGGGAUGCAAUCCACAUACUUUGGACGACAAACGAUAGAAAGUAUUCAGCUGUGUUCAAUGCAGAAACCUAAAACUGAAUCGGGGUACUAUCAUAUUGAUCACGAAAUCAGAUUCUAUUAGAGGAGAAAAACAGGAUACAUGUCUACAUUCAGUGUAUAUUUCUCUUCAGUAUGGAUUGGAAAUAUGUUACGUUUAUAUUUUACACGUUAUUUCGCAUUUGAAAAUAUUUUUAAAUUAUUUCUUGGUUUAAUAAGCCUUUAAUAUUUUUAGCAUCGUUUAUAUGUUUAAUGUAGAAUACUAAUGACUAUACAUUUUUCGUUUAUAAUUUUAUGUGUUGAUAAAAUGACGUCACAAUGUACUGGCGAGAAAUGGUACUCGGCGAGAACUGGUCGCACGCCAGAAAUAAUAUUGAAGCAAGCGUCAAAUGGGCCGCAAAAAUGUAAUCGUUGUGUAAAUCACAAUUGGUUGUUAACAUAACAAAAACACCACAAAGAAGAAAAUAACGAGUUGGUUGUUCUAAUUUUUAUGGUUAAUUUUAAUAUAUUUUCAGCCACAUGUUUUGAAGUUUAACAUUUUACUAUUAUUAAUGAUUAAGAAUCGAGUUCGUUACUGAAAGCAUUUCUUAUGGUAAUUGUAUGAUCAUUGCCAUAGUAUGAAGUAUCAACUCAUCUUUAUUUUCUUGAAGAUUAUGUAUUUCAAACUAAUUUGAUAUUUUGAUGUUGAAUUGUAUUGAAUUAAAACUUAAUGCAUUAGUUUAUAUGAUUUCAAGGGGCCACGUAAUAAAAUAGAAAUGGAUUAUUUUAAAGGUGCAUGUAAGAUCAUGCUCAUCCGGUAGAAUCUGUUAAAAAAAGGCCGGAUAAUUUUUUUCCUAAAUGGAAUUAUAAAUCUUACAUGUAUCUACACUUCAGUUUAUGAAGAUAAUCAUGGGUAUUUAGUUACACAAGGUUCUCAAAAGAAUAAAAAAUAAAUCAGGUUAGCUCAAAUUUUCAUGUCAAUUCAAAUUUUCAGUGUUUUCCUAUUUUUGCUUAAAUAAUUGAUUUGGAUGUCAUUUCAUGAUAUUUUUCUACCGCAUUGCAGAUGACAAAUUAAUAAAUACACACAUAAAGUCAUUUUAUUUGACGCAGCACAUAGAUAUUCAAAUAUAUCAUUUUGUAUUUCAGGUCUUUAGCAUAUCCCGCAUACCGAUCCCGAUUCAUUGUUUUGAAAAGAAUGAAAAAUUCCGAAAUUUUCCGAAUAUAUUAUAGUCUCGAUAAAAACGCGCCUAACACGACAGUCUAUGAC
Magallana angulata is the source of this 1974-nucleotide messenger RNA. RefSeq names its product A-kinase anchor protein 7-like. NCBI's taxonomy places the organism in Eukaryota, Metazoa, Mollusca, Bivalvia, Ostreida, Ostreidae. Bases 214 to 813 code for a protein of 199 amino acids. The record is from RefSeq and is a predicted model, not a curated record. The transcript is spliced from 5 exons. Gene Ontology annotation, molecular function: protein kinase A regulatory subunit binding. Gene Ontology annotation, cellular component: cytosol.